This is a messenger RNA of Colletes gigas, 1149 nucleotides long. Its product is annotated as arginine kinase-like. Lineage: Eukaryota; Metazoa; Arthropoda; Insecta; Hymenoptera; Colletidae. The transcript is spliced from 4 exons. The record is from RefSeq and is a predicted model, not a curated record. Gene Ontology annotation, molecular function: creatine kinase activity. Gene Ontology annotation, biological process: phosphocreatine biosynthetic process. Bases 1 to 1149 code for a protein of 382 amino acids.
AUGUGCGACAAGCGUCUGUGCGCUUGUGAAAAGAAGCAGAAGGCGCGGACGAUACCCGGCUUCAUGGCUCUAGACGACGAGAGAGUGAAGGCCCUCGAGGAUGCCUACUCGGAGUACGCGAAGAUCGAUAGCGGGUCUUUGUUGAAGAAACACUUGAGCCAGGCGAUUUUCGAUAACCUGAAGGCACGCGUGACCAGCAACGGAUCCACCCUGAUGGACGUGAUUCAGUCCGGUUUGAAGAACCCGGACUCCCACGUUGGCAUUUACGCCCCGGAUCAACAGGCCUACGACGUUUUCGGCGAUUUGUUUAAUCCCGUGAUCGAGGAGUAUCACGUUAACUUCGCGUCCGACGACGUUCAUCCUGAUCUAGACUGGGGAACGCCCGAGGAGCUCGGCGAUGUUGAUCCCGACGGGAAGUACGUGAUCUCGACGAGGAUCCGUUGCGCCAGGUCGGUCGAAGGAUAUCCGUUAAAUCCCACCAUGACUAAGGCUCACUAUAUAGAACUGGAGAGAAAGGUGCGAGAGGCUUUAAAUUCGUUAGAAGGCGAGCUGAAAGGAAGUUAUUACACGCUAGCGGCGAUGGAUAAAGAGACACAACAGCAGCUCAUAGACGAUCAUUUUCUGUUCAAAGAGGGCGAUCGAUUCCUGGAGGCGGCCAACUCCAAUAGGUUCUGGCCAGCUGGCAGAGGAAUAUAUUUUAACGAGGCGAAAACUUUUCUCGUCUGGUGCAACGAGGAGGAUCACAUGCGUCUGAUAUCGAUGGAGAAGGGCGGGGACCUGUCGUCCGUGUACGCGAGACUUGUUAAAGCGGUUACCGAAGUCGGGAAGAAACUGGAAUUCUCGCGGCACCAAAGGCUCGGCUACCUCACCUUCUGCCCGACCAACCUGGGAACGACCAUCAGAGCCUCCGUUCACGCCCGUCUGCCGAAAUUGAGCGCGGAUUAUCCGAAAUUCGAAGAAAUCGCCGCCAUGUACAACCUCCAGAUUCGAGGCACCAGGGGCGAGCACACCGAGAGCGAAGGAGGGGUGUACGAUAUCAGCAACAAACGACGGCUGGGUCUGACCGAACGAGAAGUGGUAUUCGAGAUGAGAAACGGCGUGCUCGAGUUGAUCAAACAGGAGAAACAACUGGAAGAAAGCGAGUCGUAA